GGCCGAGGCGGGGACUAUGAACAGCGCAAUCGCUAUAGAACUCACCGGUUUUUUCCUGGACGGAAAACUCCGGCGGAGCAGUGAAUAGUGUAACAUCUCCACAGUCGGUACACUCAUGUUGCACAGUACCGACAACGAGAAACACGCCUCCAGUUUUCCUUGUGUUACCUCCUCCCAUUGAUUGAACUCGAAAAAAAAAUUAUUAACAACACAUUUACGUCAUGAUUCACCGACUUCGUCGUCAAUUGGCCAGUUGAGAGGAUCGACUGGGACGCGUUUCAAAGUGAUAUACGAUACCCGAUGGCUUCAGACGGAUUAAAUUUGAUGGGCGUCAAUAGUGCUGGGUCGGCCAAUAACGGGAUGAACAGCCCACGGAUUCAAGUGAGCCUGCCGACCAAUUUGAAAAUGCCGCCGCGCUCGCCGAGCCGUGAAUCGGUGGCCACCGAAAUGUCCGUGUCCAGCAGCUACCUGUCCGAGUGCGGCUGGAACAGUAACAAACUGCCGGCCCAUCUCAGUUUCCUGAAAGCCGUGCCAGAGAAUCAGCAGCUGUCGGCGUAUCUGACGCCGAACCGAGGGCCGAGUCCGAUUCCGGGUGGAAGCGGCGGCGGGCGCUUCCUCAGAGUUCCCGGCGCUUCUUCCGUGGGCGUUGGCGGUCGAUCCGUCGACGGCGGCUGGUGGGAAGAGGAAACUGAUCUCAGCGUCAUCAAGAACUUCUCGACUCUCUCCAAAGCCCUGGGACUGCAAAAGAGUUUCAGCACCGGCGAUAUCGUCUCGCUGGAUGAGUCCGGAUCGCCUCUUCACAACAAUGGUGGAGCUUUGAGGGCGUGCGUGUCGGAAGUAGCCAUGGGCGGAAUCCAACAACAAUACGAGCGGAUGCACCCGGUUUUCGGAAUGGGCUCCCGCUCACUGUCGACGUGGGUGGCCGUGGGAGAUGGAGCGGCUAUCCAGAUCUCAUCGCAGCUGCCCUCACCCCAAGGGCGGCCCACUUCUGUCCAUGUCGAUUCCAGCAAAGCCGAUGCGGCGGCUUUUUGCGGCGGCGGAGGCGGCGGUGGAGGGGUCACAUUCACGCCGGCUGAUCUCAUCCUCAAUUUGAACAAGCGCGUGAGGCAGUGUUAUAUACGACGCCGGCUCCUGACAACUUACAAGGCGCUGGAGCGUCUCUCGCAGAGCCAAUUUAAUCUCGAUCAGAUUGCCGCCGUUGCCGAGGCGGCCGGUGGCCAGGUGGAUCUGACGAUGCAGUCGGAGCAGUCACAGUGUCAGUCUCAGCCUUUCGGAAGCGGUGAGGAGUCGUUGAGUGCCAAAGCCGGAUCUGGCGGUAAUUCAUCUCCGCUGGAUGCCACAUGGAUCAAGAGCGCCCUCACUCUCAAUGACGUCGAGCGUGAUCAAGGCCGGCCACUGUCGAAAUACAUGAGGAAUAUGAUGAUCUUCAAUUGGCUGCACACGCUGGAGGACGGCCCAACAGAAAUGCUCUAAAAAAAAAUUGUUACGAUGAAAUCUCAACGAGCUAGACGACGAAUAGCGCCAAAAUGUAUACAAGGAGAAAACCAAAUUAGAUCGCCGAUGGAAAGAGAAGAGUUUGAACAAACACCAUUUCAGUUAUAUUCACAUCUUUCGAGAACUGGUAUUAUGUAUCUACAAUUAUCCGAUUUCUCCUUCUGCGACGGACGAACAAACGAAAACCCCACGGUGUUUCAUUCAGCGAAUGAUUUAUUUUCGUAUACUGUAUGUCGCACUUAUAUACUUGUGUAUCUAUACUUUCCAUUCCACGAUUAUUCUUUCUUUAUAAACGGACCGCGGUUGCUGCUGGGCUACAAAAAGACAGCAUUCACUUUGGGCUGGCAGCAGCUGUGGCUUAUUCUUCACCGA
Messenger RNA from Daphnia pulex (common water flea), 1866 nucleotides. RefSeq lists its product as uncharacterized. Lineage: Eukaryota; Metazoa; Arthropoda; Branchiopoda; Diplostraca; Daphniidae. The record is from RefSeq and is a predicted model, not a curated record. The transcript has 4 exons. Bases 301 to 1473 code for a protein of 390 amino acids.